UACAAGUUGUGCCAACUUAAUUUGACCAACUUUUCUGUCUAGUCCGAUAAACAUCUAAUUGAUGGAGAAGAGCAAGAACUAGCCAAAUCAAACUUCACAAAAUUAUAUCCUUUGUGGCCACAAUAAUUGCGAGAAAACAUUUCUUGGAAACACAAAUUAGUUUGACAAAUUUAUCAUAAUUACAUCAGUACAUGACAAAAAAGAAAAAAAAUCCUCCACAGUUCCUUCAUGAUGUUGUUCCGUAACACAGAAAUCAGACGAUUCCAAAGUUAGAUGUAUGUACAAAACCCAUCCUCAAAGUAAUAAAUUUUUGUAGCUAAAGCCAAAGACCCGCUGCAUUUUCUCUACGCGUCAACGUUCGGACUUUUCCGAGUGAAACUAGUCCGAUUAGUGUCAAUUUUCACGCUGGUUUUCCACAGUGUAAUAAGCUGUGCGUUUUUUUGCGAAAUGUUGUAUAGUUUCGACCCGAAUCUAUUGAUUGAAUAUGGACCAAUGAUCUUUAUUUUUGGCAGCGGCGUCAUGGCCAUCGCUGUCUUUUUUUACAUUGAACAGAACGGUAGAUUAUUAUUAAGGCAAAGUGUUGGCCGUCUUUGGAACUUUGACUCGUCUUCAAAUUUAUACAAAAAGAUGAAAUUGGAAUCAAAGUAUAUUCUACAAGUCGUCCACUUUAAUAAUUUUCUAGGAGUGUGUAUGGUGUUUUUCCAUUUGCCUGCAGGGGGGCAAAGCGAUAAAGUUUUCUACGGAAUUAAUCUAUUUCGACGGAUUUUACCCCAACAUUUGAAUUUUUUGAAGCAAAUUUAUUACUCCACGUUUCCUAUUCUCACUUACAUGGUGACUGUUAAUCCUUAUCUUUUGCUGUAUGCCUCGUCUCAUAUGAAGUUUCAAGUUUGUUAUGUUAACGAAUUGUUGGUAAAAAUGACCAAAGAUUACAAAGACAUUGACUACAACUUGCUAAGAAACGAAAAAUAUCAAAAAACCGUUACUCUCGGUCUAAAAAAUUGCAUCCACCGACAUGCAAUUUUAAAAUUCAUGGACAAAAAAUUGAACAAGUUGAUUCAUUGGCCACUUUUGAUUUUGAUGGCUUUAUCAGUUGUUGCGAUAAUUUCUCUUCUUUUCAUCGCCAUUGUUACUAGACAAGACGUCCAUGUUCCCAGUUUUGGGGCCACUAUGAUUUUCGGGAUUGUGACCAAUUCACUUGCUGUAUAUUCGGGUCAAGAAGUCAUAAACGAGUCUAUGAAGUCUCUAAGUUGCGCAGGAACUUCGCGUUGGACUUCUUGGAAUUUUUUUAAUCGAAAAAUGUUGGUUAUUUUCAUGACCAAUGCACAGAAGCCUUUCAUACUACAAAGUCCGUUUUUCGUUUGCGAAUUUGCGUUUGUGAUUAAAGCUUUGAAGUUUGUUUCGUCGGUUUGUGGACUUUUCUUUGAAGUGGCAAGGAGAAGGGAUUUGGGGGAGUUGUAAUUUAAAUUUCGCGCUUUUUUAGAAUAUGGCAGUCAAGUGAAAAACCGAUUGAAAUGAAGCAAAAUACUUAUAAACUAAAACUUUUACACUAAUAAAGAUCUUAAGUCCAGAAAUAUACAUAAAA
Molecule: messenger RNA, 1582 nt
Organism: Tribolium castaneum (red flour beetle)
Lineage: Eukaryota; Metazoa; Arthropoda; Insecta; Coleoptera; Tenebrionidae
Exons: 6
Coding region: 448-1458 (336 amino acids)
Biological process (GO): sensory perception of smell; detection of chemical stimulus involved in sensory perception of smell
Cellular component (GO): plasma membrane
Molecular function (GO): olfactory receptor activity; odorant binding
Source: RefSeq, a predicted model, not a curated record